Molecule: messenger RNA, 213 nt
Organism: Clunio marinus
Lineage: Eukaryota; Metazoa; Arthropoda; Insecta; Diptera; Chironomidae
Source: the annotation of a GenBank genome assembly
AUGAGCAGCGCUUUGUUCCGUGACAUUUUCAUGUUCCGAACACGAAACAGAGCGGAAACACAAAUCUUUUCCGGAACAGAAAAGGAACACAAAUCUGUUUCCGGAACAGAAAAGGAACACAAAUCUGUUUCCGGAACAGAAAACGGAACAAAAAGGAAUACGGUCUAUGGGGCAAAGCCCUGCUUGUGGCUUCAUACGACGACAAUUGAAUGA